Messenger RNA from Achroia grisella, 4754 nucleotides. RefSeq names its product homeotic protein spalt-major. The record is from RefSeq and is a predicted model, not a curated record. NCBI's taxonomy places the organism in Eukaryota, Metazoa, Arthropoda, Insecta, Lepidoptera, Pyralidae. Gene Ontology annotation, biological process: regulation of transcription by RNA polymerase II. Gene Ontology annotation, cellular component: nucleus. The transcript has 9 exons. Gene Ontology annotation, molecular function: RNA polymerase II cis-regulatory region sequence-specific DNA binding; DNA-binding transcription factor activity, RNA polymerase II-specific. The coding region runs from base 82 to 3276 and encodes 1064 amino acids.
GUGAAUUAAAUUGACAAGGAAAAUACGGUGAUUUAUGUCGAUAAGUUUGCGUUCGCCCCUCGAUCGAGUACCGUACUGAAAAUGAUUCAGUUAGCGACGAUAAAAUUCGGCAUCCACCAGAGAGUGAGCACUAAAACUCGCAUCCAGCGCGGUGAAAGUUCGGGAUCGUGUUCAGAAGAAGAUAUAAACAAUAUCACCGACGAUGUUCGAGACCGGCCUGAGGCGCAUAUGUGUCCGCGCUGCCAGGAACAGUUCGAAAAUCUUCACGAGUUCCUGUACCACAAGCGGCUCUGUGAUGAGAAAGCACUUCAGAUGGGCGAAGAGAGAAUGCACUCUGACCCAGAGGAUAUGGUCGUUUCGGGAGACGAAGAAAUGGAUGGCCCUAAUAAACGCUUAGAGCAAGUGAGGCGGCAUCGACAAGAUGCUGAAAACAAUAAUAGCCUCGAAGAUGGUGAGGCAGAAGUGCCUGAAGCCGAUGUGCCGCCGGUCGGACUCCCAUUUCCCGUAACCGGUCAUGUAACUCUUGAAGCUCUACAAAACACGAAAGUAGCUGUAGCUCAAUUUGCUGCGACCGCAAUGGCAAAUAAUGCUGAUAAUGAGGCAGCGUUACAUGAACUAGCCGUGUUACAAAGUACACUAUUCACACUGCAGCAUCAACAAGUAUUUCAGCUGCAGUUAAUAAGACAACUACAAAAUCAACUUUCGCUAACGCGACGGAAAGAUGACCAACUUCAUAGCCCACCACCGAGUGAACCAGAGCCUAAUGCACCUACGCCCACCGCUCGAACACCGUCGCCGCCUCGUCCGCCACGGGAGCCAACUCCUGCAGCUCCAAUUCCUCCUACUAGCCAAAGCUUGCCCUCUACCCACUCACAUAUAACUCCUAAAUCUGAACCAAUUUCCAUUCCAAAAAUUCCAAAUUCAUCACCACCAAUGAUGUCCCACCCUCCCUAUAGCUCCAUAUCAUCCUCGUUAGCAUCUUCUAUUAUAACAAAUAACGAUCCGCCGCCGUCUCUCAACGAACCAAAUACACUCGAAAUGCUACAGAAACGAGCGCAGGAGGUACUAGACAAUGCAUCACAAGGUUUAUUAGCAAAUAACCUUGCUGAUGAGCUCGCAUUCCGUAAAUCAGGCAAGAUGUCACCCUAUGAUGGAAAAUCUGGAGGAAGAAAUGAACCGUUUUUCAAACAUCGCUGCCGGUACUGCGGAAAAGUUUUUGGAAGUGAUUCGGCGCUGCAAAUCCACAUUCGAUCACACACAGGUGAAAGACCGUUCAAAUGUAAUGUAUGUGGAUCUCGUUUCACUACCAAAGGAAAUCUUAAAGUUCAUUUCCAAAGACACACAGCCAAGUUUCCACAUGUGAAGAUGAAUCCCAAUCCUAUACCAGAACAUUUGGAUAAAUAUCAUCCACCGCUACUAGCACAGUUGUCGCCGGGACCCAUUCCCGGUAUGCCACCUCAUCCAUUACAAUUCCCUCCUGGUGGGCCAGCUCCUUUUCCACCAAGCCUGCCACUGUACAGGCCACCACAUCACGAUUUAUUACCUCCUCGCCCACUAGGAGAUAAACCUCUUCCACCUCAUCCGCUGUUUGCGAUGCGAGAAGAACAAGAUGUUCCAGCUGAUCUCAGUAAGCCCUCGGCGCCGAGCCCAUCACGUUCCGCACCUGACAUGUUUAAGUCCGAGCCGCAAGAUGAAGAGAGCCAACGAGAUUCUAGUUUCGAAGAAACAGAUCGAGUAACACCUAAACGAGAACCUGAUGAAAAUGACCCUGUACAAGAUACAGAACAGGAUAGAUACCCAUCAACAUCUCCUUACGACGACUGCAGCAUGGACUCCAAAUACAGCAAUGAAGACCAAAUUGGGAGAGAAAGUCCACAACUGAAGCCUGACCCUGACCAACCGGAAAAUCUCUCAAGUUCGGAGAGCGGGCGGAGCGCGCGAGCCUCACCACCGUCGCCUACGAUGUCGACGCUGUCGACACCGCCGAGACUGCCACCGCACUCGCCGCUGCCUUCGCCGCCUGCGCCGCUUGCGGCGCUCGGUGCUCUUGGAGGAUCGCCCUUCAGCCCACUCGGACUCGCGUUCCCUCCCGCAGUGCGCGGCAACACAACAUGUAACAUCUGCUACAAGACGUUCGCCUGCAACUCGGCACUGGAGAUACAUUACCGGAGUCAUACCAAGGAACGGCCAUUCAAGUGUACCGUCUGCGAUCGUGGAUUUUCAACAAAGAGCAGUGGCGGCGGUUGCCAGUGCGGUAGGCGCGCGCGCGCGACCCGCCCGCCGCACGCCACUGCUUUGGAUUUCUGGAACGCCUUCGUCUACCCGGGUAAUAUGAAGCAACAUAUGCUGACACACAAGAUUCGGGAUAUGCCUCCCGGUUUCGACAAGAAUUCGAGCGGAUUGACCGGGGGCUCGAGCGAGGACGGUCGGGAUGGAAGCCCGGACCGGCGCUCCUCACCCGACAAGAUGGACCUGAAGCGGUCGCCGCCCGCGCACCCGCCGCCGCCCAUGCCGCAUGCACCACCGAUCGACAUGCCGCCACUGCCGAAACGACCUACUGUGCCCAGUGCUCCAUCGCACCCUCCACCACCGACUUCAUCCAAACAUUUAUGCGGGGUGUGCCGUAAGAAUUUCUCGUCAUCAUCAGCUCUCCAGAUCCACAUGCGCACUCACACUGGGGACAAGCCGUUCCGAUGUGCUGUCUGCCAAAAAGCCUUCACCACAAAAGGGAACUUAAAGGUGCAUAUGGGUACACAUAUGUGGAGCGGCGGCGCGUCGCGACGCGGACGGCGCAUGUCUUUGGAGCUGCCUCCGCGGCCGUUACAUGAACCCCACGAACUUCUGCGGAGGCCCGACCUCUUCUACCCGUACUUGCCUGCACCUUUCCUCAACGGCAUGCAGCAAAAGCUGAACGAAAUAUCAGUAAUACAGCAGAGUGCGGGACAGAACGGCGUAGCAGGGAAGUUCCCUGGAUUAUUAGGCUUCGGGGCGUUCGCUGGAGCAAGACCCGGUGCCGCAUCUCCACUCGAGAGGCCGCCGUCCCUGGAAGGCGGUGAUGAACGGCAAGCAGCUAUGCGUGAGCUGGCUGAACGUGGGCGCGAACUCGCCGAGCGGAGCAGGCAGAUGCGCGAAGAGAAUGACUACCGCUCCCCGCCCGCCCACGCUUCGCAUCCGCCACCGCCCACACAGCCGUCACCCCCAGCGCCCCACCACCAACACCCGCAUCCCCUGGCCUCGUUACCGCCACCGGCGCGUACCGAAGGCCUCACCGUAUAAACGGAAUUGCAUUAUGAAUAAUCGAACACAUUCCAAAAAUUCUCGAAUUGAACUGGUGGCCGUCGAAAAACUUCAACUUGAGACAGCGAGUGAUAUGCAACCGGAUAGUGUCAUGUCUAUAUUGUACAAAGAAUUAGUAAUAGGUAAACUUAUAUGAAAAUAAGGGACUGAUAAAUUUACGACGAAAUAAACGUCUGAUAUAGCAUAAUUAUAUGCAAAAUGUAGUGCUAUGUAACAAAUUGUUAUUCCACGUGUUAUAACGCCUAGUAUUACGAUAAGUAACUUAUAUGCACGAGUACGGGCCUGGGGCAAUCGGGGGCUCCACGCGAGCCCCACGUUUAUGUCAUUACUCUGUGAUAGUGCACAUUAGAGGCUGCGUCCUACGAACUGAAGCGAACGUUUUGGUAGUACUAUCGGAUAGGAUACCUAAUGUAGAUGCAGCCGCAUGUGCUAUGACAUCAAAAGUAAAUAUAAAUUAUCCCAAAAAUUAAUUAAAAUCCUAAAUAUAUAUCUUUAAACUGUAAAUAAUUGUAUAAUAGCGAUGAGCAUAAAAUAUAGUUAUAUAAUUAUAUUCAAGUGAAAAUUUUGAUUAUUAUCCUAAGUGAUAAUGGAGGGGCGAUAUGCAUGAUUUUUGUCUCCACAUUCCAACCAAUUGUAUUCAAACAUUUAAACCGUCAGGAUUAGGAGAUUUGUCAAAACAUAAAUGUAUCGAAUACCACACUAGAUAUACUUGUAAUUGAGACCUACUUUAGGUCAAGACGAGGUGUUUAAUAAACUUAAAUACAUUUAAGUAUUAAAGGUUAAUGACAUACCAACCUAUUCAUAUCAUGUAAAUUAAAAAAGUAUUUGCAUUUGAGGUCUACAUAGUUAUAAGUAUUUAGAGUCAUAGCUAUUAUAUCGCUUUAGAAUACUUCGACAUAUCGUUGUAAAAAUGUGAGCGACAGAUGUUAUGAGAAAAUGUAACUUCGUAAAGAGUAAUAAGUACUAUUGUAGAAUGUCGCCAACACUCUAAGCAGACUGAUCCACAGCCGUAUCUAUCCAAUUGUAUUAAUAUAGAUAUUUAUUUCCAAAUGUGCAUUUCUCAAUGCUUAUGAAUAGUAGUCUGAUAGUCGAUUUGAUAAUAAGUUUACGCGAAAUUAUGUUCACGAAUUAUGUGUUUUAUAUUUUCGAUACUGUAGUAAUUAUAUUAUGUGUAUAAAUGUCCUAUUAAAUUAUUUAUAAAUUUGAAAUCAUGCAUACACUCUUAGUAUUAAAUGACGCUUGUAAGGCGCUAGGCCUCGUACAACAAUUUAGUUGUCUAGAGUAAAAUUUCAUAGCACCUACAGUUAUUGAUUUUCAAGUUACAAAUAGAUGUAGAGAGUAGUAUUAGUCAUGAAUAUGAUGUGUCAUGUCAUGUCAGUAUAAAUAAUCAUUGUAAAUUAUUAAAUGUUUAUGUAAAUGUCCAAAAAGUAUUCAAAUUAUUUAAAAAAUGAAAAAUC